Molecule: messenger RNA, 1690 nt
Organism: Pocillopora damicornis (cauliflower coral)
Lineage: Eukaryota; Metazoa; Cnidaria; Anthozoa; Scleractinia; Pocilloporidae
Product: diacylglycerol O-acyltransferase 1
Biological process (GO): triglyceride biosynthetic process
Cellular component (GO): endoplasmic reticulum membrane
Molecular function (GO): diacylglycerol O-acyltransferase activity
Source: RefSeq, a predicted model, not a curated record
CGUGCACGAUUGUUGACAUCACGAUUAUAUGUUCAAAGGCCGUUCGUCAUGUUAGUUUGGAGACCGAAAGCGAAGUAGAAAGAAGUUAUUUUUAAGUCUCGAUGACAUCUUCCACAACGAGGAAGCGAUCAACGCCCAAAAGGGCCGAAAACACCACAGAGGCGAAGGCAUCAACGAAAUCUCAAGCAAAAGAAUCGGAUUAUGGAAAACGGGUUCACGAGAAGGAAGAAUCUCUUUUAACAUCGACCAGUGGGUUUGACAACUACAGAGGACUAAUAAACUUAUGUCUUAUUCUCUUGGUGCUCUCCAAUUUCAGGGUAGCACUUGAUAAUUUACUGAAGUAUGGCUUGCUGAUAGAUCCUCUUCAAGUAAUAACUAUCUUCUUGGAGGAUCCAUACCACUGGCCAUCAGCAUCACUUGUGAUCUUUUCAAAUGUGCUUAUUCAGUUGACGUUUGUCAUUGAGAAGCUUUUGGCUGCAGGCAAAAUUUCUGAGAGGAUUGGGCGGAUAUCCCAUAUGUUUUUGCUGCUGUUAAUGUUAUUUGUGCCAUGUACAGUGAUUUUGGUUUAUCUUCCACCACCAUGGGCAGCUAACAUUGCUGUCUUUUGGUAUACCAUUGUCUGGUUGAAACUUAUCAGCUAUGUCAGUGUUAACCUCUGGUACAGGUUGGGAUUGAUGAAACAUGAAGAGAAAGGUCAUGUUGCAAAUGGGAAACCUGAAACUCUUCCUUUGGUGAAGUAUCCUGAAAAUCUCACUCAGAAAGAUUUAUAUUACUUCAUUUUUGCACCAACUUUGUGUUAUGAGCUCAAUUAUCCCAGAAGUGAAAGGAUACGGAAGCGUUUUCUUUUGAGAAGACUGGCUGAAUUUUUUUUCAUUAUUGGCAUUGUAAUUGGAGCAUUUCAGCAGUGGAUUGUACCUACAGUAAAAAACUCUAUGAAACCAAUACAGGAGAUGGAUGUAGGCAGAGGCCUUGAGAGAAUAAUGAAACUUGCAGUUCCCAACCACUUGUUAUGGCUGCUGUUCUUCUACGCCUUCUUCCACAGUGGCCUUAACAUUUUAGCAGAACUAUUAAGGUUUGGUGACAGGACUUUCUAUCGAGACUGGUGGAAUUCUCCAAAUGUGGCAUACUUCUGGCAAAACUGGAAUAUACCUGUUCAUCGCUGGGCGAGGAGACAUCUCUAUAUUCCCAUGUUAAGGUCAGGUUAUUCAUCUCUCCAAGCGCAAGUUGCUGUGUUUUUACUAUCUGCAUUUUUCCACGAGUUUUUAGUCAGUGUGCCCUUACGACUGUUCAGAUUCUGGGCGUUCCUAGCUAUGCUAGCUCAGGUGCCUCUCCAUUUGCUCGUGAAAAAAUUUCUUGGCGAUUAUCCAAACUAUGGUAACAUGGUGGUAUGGCUUUCAAUCAUUCUUGGCCAGCCGUUGGCAAUUCUGACUUAUGUCCAUGAUUAUUAUAUCACUCACCAAUAGUGGCCUUACAAGUCGGUGUCAGACUAUGGUAGAUCAAAGUAGUCAUCUUAGUGCCAGAAGCUGCCGGUGAUGGGAAGUGCCAACUCAACUGAAGAACAUUUUUAUAGAAAGCAAUAUUAUGCUAAGCUCUCAAGUGACCACAAAUAGUAAUUUAAAUAGUGUAUUUAUUUUUAAGUUUUUUAUCAUUGAUCGAUUGUGAAAUAAAAACGUUUUAGCUCCGCAGUGAA